AUGACCGACGUAUUCCACGACACCAUCUCCGGCGACCGCGGCCUCCAUAUCGAAGAGCCGCUGAUUUUCGAGCAGGACAGCCCGGGCGCGCUCGGCGUUGACUGGCCGCAGGUCGAGGCGAGGCCGGACCGGCUGGGCGGCCUCGCCCGCGAGGGCGCCAUCGGCCUGCCGAGCUUGGCGGAGCCGACCGUCGUGCGCCAUUACACCCGGCUGUCGCAGAAGAACUACGGUAUCGACACCGGACUCUUCCCGCUCGGCUCUUGCACCAUGAAGCACAAUCCGCGUCUGAAUGAGCGGCUGGCGCGGCUGCCCGGUUUCGCGGAUAUCCAUCCGCUGCAGCCGGAAUCCAGCGUGCAGGGAGCGCUCCGGCUUUGCCGCGAGUUGCAACGCUGGCUGAUGGCGUUGACCGGCAUGCCCUGUGUCGCGCUCACCCCCGGCGCGGGCGCGCACGGCGAACUUUGCGGCAUGAUGGCCAUCCGCACCGCUCUGGAUGCGCGGGGGGAGGAGAGCGCGGCGCGGCGCCGCGUGCUGGUGCCCGAUUCAGCCCACGGCACCAACCCCGCUACCGCCGCCGCGCUGGGCUUCCAGGUCGUUUCGAUCCCGGAAGACGCACGCGGCCGGGUUGAUCUUGCCCGCUUCGAGGCGCUGCUGGAGGGCGGCAUCGCCGCGGUCAUGCUCACCAAUCCCAACACCUGCGGCGUGUUCGAGAACGACAUCCGCCGCAUCGCCGACGCCGUGCAUGAGGCCGGCGGCUAUUUCUAUUGUGACGGCGCGAACUUCAACGCGAUUGUCGGGCGGGUGCGGCCGGGCGAUCUCGGCAUCGACGCCAUGCACAUCAAUCUGCACAAGACCUUCUCGACGCCGCAUGGCGGCGGCGGGCCGGGCGCGGGGCCGGUCGUGUUCUCGGAGGCGCUCGCGGCCUAUGCGCCGGUGCCGCGCAUUGUCGAGGAGGACGGCCUGUUGCGCCUGGAGGAGAUAAAUGGCGCUGCCCUCGGGCGGAUGAAGGCCUUUCACGGCCAGAUGGGCAUGUUUGUGCGCGCGCUCGCCUACCUGAUGAGCCACGGCUCCGACGGGUUGCGCCAGGUCUCCGGCGAUGCCGUUCUAAACGCCAACUAUCUGCUGCGGCGGCUGGAAGGCGCGUUUUCCGCGCCCUUCGCCCAUGCCGGCCCGGCCAUGCACGAGGCGCUGUUCGACGACCGUUUGCUCCGCGACAGCGGCGUUACCACACUCGACAUUGCCAAGGCGAUGAUCGAUGAGGGACUGCAUCCGAUGACCGUCUAUUUCCCGCUGGUGGUGCAUGGCGCGAUGCUGGUCGAGCCGACUGAGACGGAAACCCGGGCAAGCCUCGAUCGCUUCACCGCCAUCAUGCGGGGCUUGGCCAAGCGGGCGAAGGCGGGCGCUGCGCUUAGCGAGGCGCCGCAUCACGCCCCCCGUCGCCGCCUCGACGAGACCCGCGCCGCGCGCCGGCCGGUGCUGCGUUGGCAGCCGCCCGGCGACGCCAAGCGUGAUGUGCCAGGGGUGUGA
This is a messenger RNA of Geodia barretti, 1524 nucleotides long. NCBI's taxonomy places the organism in Eukaryota, Metazoa, Porifera, Demospongiae, Tetractinellida, Geodiidae. The record is from the annotation of a GenBank genome assembly.